CGCUACUUCUAUACCGGUGUGACCGAGCCCAGUGAGGGGCAGCCUGCAUUCGUGGCCGUGGGGGAGGUGGAUGGACAGAUCAUUGAUCGUUAUGACAGUGAGAUGCGGAGAGAUGAACCCCGUGCAGCCUGGAUGCAGCAGGAGGGUCAGGAGUACUGGGACAGGCAGACCCAGAUUCUACACGGCACCCAGCAGGUUUUCCAUGACGACCUGGACACACUGCAGAAACGCUACAACCAGAGCGGGGACUCGCCCGUUCCCACGGCUGGACCCAACGCGGCUCCUCCCGUCCCGCCGCGCGGGGCAGCCGGGCCGGGCGCGGCGCCCGCUUCGCGCUUUCGCUUUCGCCGCUUCGCCACCUUCGCCUGGAUCUGCCUGGCACCCGGUGACGUCAUGAGAGGACCCGCAUCACCAUUGGCAGGAAGGACGGCGCCCAGCCAAUGGGAGCGCGGGGCGGGAGCGGGACGGGCGUGGCGCGGGGUUGUCCCUCGGCGCCGCUCCCUGUGA
Tinamus guttatus (white-throated tinamou) is the source of this 507-nucleotide messenger RNA. The record is from RefSeq and is a predicted model, not a curated record. Lineage: Eukaryota; Metazoa; Chordata; Aves; Tinamiformes; Tinamidae.